AGAGAAAAAAUAGCCCACAAGGAAGCGCGUGUCCCGCAAGGUCCCGGUCAAGAAAUCGAAGCACGCGUCGCGGUUCGUGGACGCGCAGAGACCCGGAUGCUGGUUCUGGCUCGGCUGAGUGCAGAGCUCGCUGAGAAGGCGCGCGCACACUGACAGCACCGGCGGGGUUCCGGUUUCACGAGCUGAAGGAUGUCUGAAAAGGGGCCUCUUGAGGGGGAGCGUCCUCAGUCCCAAACCCAGUCCACCCUGUCCCCGUCCCAGGCCAAGUCCCAGUCCCAGCCUGGUUCCAGUUCAUCCAGUGGGCCCAGCUCAGCCAGUCAGUCAUCUAGUGGCUCGGGGACUCUGAGCAGCGUGGACACCAUCCCCGUAACGCUCGCGUCCGUCCCAGAGGAGCCCGAGCCGCAACCCUGGGGCCGCCUACUGCCCAUGGUCCCGGGCUUCAGGAGCCACGACUGCAUAGAGGAGCACUUCCUGUUUCCUGUUUGUUUGUUUACAGACUGCAUAGAGGAGCACUUCCUGUUUCCUGUUUGUUUGUUUACAGACUGCAUAGAGGACCAGUACCUGUUUGGACGGGACUCCAAGUGUAACUACGUCCUGGAGGAUCCAAAUGACCGAAAUUCCAGAAAGUUCCGAAUCUACAGCAAGAAACACUUCAGGAUCUACAGAGAGGGCUCGGAGGUCUUCGUGGAGGACCUCAGUAAUAACGGCACUUUUCUCGAUGGGAUUCCAAUCGGGAAAGACAAGAAGCUUCCUCUGGUCAAUAACGCCGUCAUCUCUCUGGCUGAACAACGAAACCGAGUCUUUGUCUUCAUCGACCUGAUGUCGGACGAUCAGUCCAGCCUACCCAGAGACCUGCAAGACAAAUACCUACUGACGCGACGCAUCGGCACAGGAGUGUGUGGCGAGGUCCGGCUGGCUUUCGAGCGAUCCACCUGCAGGAAGUUUGCAGUGAAAAUCAUAAACAAGAAGAACUUUCAGUCUGAAGGGACGGCGACACGAAACGCAAAGACAGAGAUUGACAUCCUGCAGAGGGUCGACCACCCUUGUCUCAUAAAGACGGAGGACUUCUAUCAGACGGAGGAAAGUUUCUACAUCGUGUUGGAGCUGAUGGAGGGGGGGGAGCUGUUCCACAGAGUGAAGUCGAAGCAGCAGCUCAACGAAUCUGUUGCCAAACUUUAUUUUUACCAGAUGCUUCGUGCUGUUGAGUAUCUCCACAGUAACGGGAUCAUCCACAGAGACCUGAAGCCGGAGAACAUCCUGCUGUCCUCACAGGACGAUGUGUGUCUCAUCAAGGUGACGGACUUUAACCAGUCUCGGAUCCUGGAGGAGGCGGUGCUGAUGAGGACUCUGUGUGGGACUCCAUCUUACCUGGCUCCGGAGGUGUUCACGCACGCGUCCACCACAGGUUACGGGCUCGCCGUGGACGCCUGGAGCCUCGGCGUGCUGCUCUUCGUCUGCCUGGGAGGUUACCCUCCGUUCCACGAGAGCUUUGGUCAUCAGUCGGUCACCGAUCAGAUCAUCAGAGGAGAGUUCACCAUGGUUCAGUCCAAGUGGACGAGCGUCUCUGAUCAAGCCAAAGACGUGGUGAGGAAGCUGCUGGUCGUUGAUCCGAUGAAGAGGAUGAGCAUCGAGGAAGCUCUGCAGCACCCCUGGCUACAGGACCAGAAGAUGUUGGAGACGGCGCACAGGCUCAUGUACCCGUCUGCAGAGGGAGGGGGGGCUGCUGCUGCCAUGGAGGCGGAGUCGACCUCAGGAAGACACCUGAGGAAACGAGGACGAGAAGGAGAUGGCGAGGAGCAACAUCCUGCCAAACGGAGCCAAGACCCGCCCUCUUCCUCUGUGUAGUCACAUGUCUCUGCUGCUGAACCUGGUGUAAAUAAAGUUUUCUAAUAAAGAUUUUUACAUUUUU
Molecule: messenger RNA, 1909 nt
Organism: Haplochromis burtoni (Burton's mouthbrooder)
Lineage: Eukaryota; Metazoa; Chordata; Actinopteri; Cichliformes; Cichlidae
Gene: chek2
Product: checkpoint kinase 2
Exons: 15
Coding region: 190-1845 (551 amino acids)
Biological process (GO): protein phosphorylation; mitotic DNA damage checkpoint signaling
Cellular component (GO): nucleus; cytoplasm
Molecular function (GO): protein binding; ATP binding; protein serine/threonine kinase activity
Source: RefSeq, a predicted model, not a curated record